AAAUUGUGGCAGAUGUGGCCUCAGUCGCCAUUUCUCUCUUUAAUUUUCACUUGAAACAAAUCAAUGGCUACUCUCUUUCUCAGAAACUCUCCAUUUCCUCAGCUCCACGAUUCCCUUCUCUCUUUUCCCAAAUCUUUCCCUUCAUUUCUCUCCACCAUUACAAUCAGGCCUCUAACUUCUGCAAAGAUCGGCGGGAGUGAAAUAACAGAGGAAGUUUCUGAAAGCGAAGAGACAAACGUGAGUGUAAAGAAGAAAAUAUUUGUGGCAGGAGCAACGGGAAAUACUGGGAAAAGGGUUGUUGAACAGCUACUUUCAAAGGGAUUUUCAGUCAAAGCUGGGGUUCGUGAUUUGGAAAAGGCUAAAACUUCGCUUUCAAUCGACACCCCUUCUCUUCAAAUUGUGCAAGCAGAUGUCACUGAGAGUUCAACGAAGCUAGCAGAAGCGAUUGGUGAUGAUUCAGAUGCUGUAAUAUGUGCCACUGGAUUCCGACCAGGAUGGGACUUAACUGCACCAUGGAGGGUUGAUAACUUUGGUACAGUAAACCUCGUUGAAGCAUGCCGAAAACUUAGCGUGAACCGAUUCAUUCUUAUUAGCUCGAUAUUGGUCAACGGAGAUGCAAUGGGACAGCUUUUUAAUCCCGCUUAUAUCUUUCUCAAUGUUUUCGGACUGACCUUGGUAGCUAAACUUCAGGCUGAGCAGUACAUCAGGAAAUCAGGGAUUAACAACACAAUCAUAAGGCCUGGCGGGUUGAGAAAUGAUCCGCCGGCCGGAAAUGUUGUUAUGGAACCAGAGGAUACGGUUUAUGAAGGGACCAUAUCCAGAGAUCAAGUUGCAGAGGUUGCUGUUAAGUGUUUUGCUCUUCCAGAAUCAUGUUUCAAAGUUGUGGAGAUUGUUUCUCGCAUUGAUGCCCCUAAGCGUUCUUACAAAGAUCUUUUUGGUUCCAUAGAGCAAAGUUGACAUUUACAUUCAUGCUUGCCCUAUGAAGUACUGCCCUGUAAUAUUGUAAGAUUAUGAUAUGCAUGCAGAAAUAUAAAUUUGUAUUUAUGAGAAGCUUAUUGUGGGACAAAAUUGGGAGAUUCCGAGAUCGGGUUUAUUCAUUG
Messenger RNA from Hibiscus syriacus, 1100 nucleotides. RefSeq lists its product as uncharacterized. The record is from RefSeq and is a predicted model, not a curated record. The transcript has 5 exons. NCBI's taxonomy places the organism in Eukaryota, Viridiplantae, Streptophyta, Magnoliopsida, Malvales, Malvaceae. The coding region runs from base 64 to 957 and encodes 297 amino acids.